Messenger RNA from Acaulospora morrowiae, 765 nucleotides. Lineage: Eukaryota; Fungi; Glomeromycota; Glomeromycetes; Diversisporales; Acaulosporaceae. The record is from the annotation of a GenBank genome assembly.
AUGGCGACCGAAGAAAGAAUUCUUACAGAAAUCCCCCAAUACAAAGUAACAGUGGAGAGACCUGUACCUCGUGGGUUGGAGGAUGCUUUAGGGAAUGCAGGUCUUCCUCGUGCGAACGUGUCAGUUUCUCGUGAAAAACCUGAAGGAACUGAAGGAGCACCUUCACAUAGAACUGUUUUACAACAACAUUGUGAUUUUUUUGAUGAAGACCAUGACAACGUUAUUCGUCCUUUUGACACGUAUAGAGGAUUUCGUCGAUUAGGCUUCAAUAUUUUAUAUUCUCUUUUCUCCAUGACAAUCAUUCACAUUGGCUUCUCCUAUGUGACUCAAAACAGUUGGAUUCCAUUCUUUGGCAAUCCAUUCUUUAAGAUUUAUAUCGACAAGAUUCAUAAAUGCAAGCACGGAUCCGACUCUGAAACAUACGACACUGAAGGUCGAUUUGUUCCCGAGAAGUUCGAAGAAAUCUUUUCAAAAUAUGAUAAAGAUGGAAAGAAUGGACUCACUUUCGCUGACAUUCGACAUUUACUUUAUGGAAAUGCUAACGUUGGUGAUAUAUUCGGAUGGAUUGGAGGUUGUGUCGAAUGGGGUACUCUGUACAUGUUGUGCGCCCAGGAUGGUAUUGUCAGCAAAGAAGAUGUCCGCAGUAUGUACGAUGGUUCUCUUUUUAACAAAGUUGCGGCGUCUCGUAAAUCUCAUUCGUCUUCUCUUUAUAAUGGUGUCAAACCUGGCUUUGAUUAUCUUAAAGAUCAUGCCAAAGAUUCUUAA